UGGCGCCGUGGGAGGGAGGGAGCGGACGGGCGGGCGGGCCAGGCCGUGGCGGUCUGCAUGCACGCUAGGAGCCUAGCUGUUGGCGGGUUGAGUGGACGCUGCCGGGCGCCUAGCCGGCCACCCCCGCCUGUGAGGCGAGGCGAGGCGAGGCGAGGCGCGGCGCGGCGCGGGCCUUGCCGGCGGAAGGCGGGCUGGUCUAGGCCAGGCGGUGCCCCGCUGCCCCUGCUCUGUGGCUCGCGUGGAGAGGACGGGUCAUGAGCGGGUCGUUGCUGCGAGGCGUGCGGCUGUGCUUCGCCCGCCCGCCCUUUCUGCCUCUUCUAGCCUCAGAGGGACUCCAGAGGCAGGUCUGGCUGGCAUACAGCACCAAGGAAGAGAACACUGCAAGGUCUGUUGGGCGGUACCCAGUGCCCAACAAGAAGGACAUGCCAUACGACAUCGUGGAGCUCAUGGAGGAAGUAGAAAGGAAGACUGGAUUUCUGCCCAAUGUGUUCAAAGCCAUGUCUCAUCGACCUGCUGAAUUCAGAGCUUUUUUUGCUUAUUACAACACCAUUAUGAACAAAGACACAGGACGACUCAGCAAGGCAGACAAAGAGCUCAUAAUUGUGGCUACAAGUGUCGUGAACAGAUGUCCUUACUGUGUGAUUGCACAUGGAGCACUUCAUCGGAUAUAUUCCAAGCAGCCAGCAUUGGCUGACCAGGUCACUGUGAACUGGCAACUGGCUGACCUAAGUGACCGGGACCUGGCAAUGCUGGAGUUUGCUCUUGCAGUCUGUCGAGCUGAUAAUAUCACUGAAGAGCAUUUCCAGAAGCUGGAGAGGCAUGGUUUUGACCGUGAAGAUGCCUGGGACAUAGGCAUGAUUUCUGCUUUUUUUGCUAUGUCUAAUCGCAUAGCUCAUUAUAUUGACCUGCGCCCAAACAAGGAAUUCUACACAAUGGGCAGGAUGCUGCAUGGAGAGAAGGAGGAGGAAGAAGCUUAGCAUGCCUAACAUGGCCCCCUGAUGCCAAUGCAUCAGAAAGAUUGAUCAAGCUCUUAGUUCUCAA
This is a messenger RNA of Strigops habroptila (Kakapo), 1041 nucleotides long. RefSeq lists its product as uncharacterized. Bases 255 to 977 code for a protein of 240 amino acids. Gene Ontology annotation, molecular function: peroxiredoxin activity. NCBI's taxonomy places the organism in Eukaryota, Metazoa, Chordata, Aves, Psittaciformes, Psittacidae. The record is from RefSeq and is a predicted model, not a curated record. The transcript has 5 exons.